This is a messenger RNA of Miscanthus lutarioriparius, 1326 nucleotides long. The record is from the annotation of a GenBank genome assembly. Lineage: Eukaryota; Viridiplantae; Streptophyta; Magnoliopsida; Poales; Poaceae.
AUGAAGAUAUAUGAUCGUGUCGAGGAAUAUGUUGAGACUCCUGAUGAUGUUGGUGAGUACAAAAUGCCUGAAGCUUAUGACAUGGUUGAAAAUGUCAAUCAAGAGAAGAGAUUCUUUGUGGCCAUGCAGCGGUACAAAGAUCCUGAGGCCAAGGAUAAAAUGAACCCUUUUGCUGAACAGGAAGCAUGGGAAGAACACCAAAUAGGAAAAUCGAAACUGCAAUUUGGAUCCAAAGAUAAGAAGCCGUCUUCAGAUGAGUAUCAGUAUGUAUUCGAAGAUACGAUUGAUUUUGUUAAAUCAUCAGUCAUAGAAGGAACCCAGCCUGAAGACGAUUCAAAUAAAGAGGACAUUAAAGCAAAAGAUAUUUUGAAAAGGGAGCUCCAGGAUGAGCGAAAGACACUUCCAAUUUUCAAAUUUAGGGAUGAACUGCUUAAGGCUGUAGAAGAGUAUCAGGUUAUCGUCAUAGUGGGUGAGACUGGGUCUGGUAAAACAACACAAAUACCUCAGUACCUUCAUGAGGCUGGAUAUACUGCGAAAGGAAAGGUUGCAUGUACUCAACCUCGUCGAGUGGCUGUCAUGAGUGUUGCAGCAAGAGUAUCUCAAGAAAUGGGUGUUAAACUUGGACAUGAGGUUGGUUACUCUAUAAGAUUUGAGGAUUGCACUUCAGAUAAAACAAUUAUUAAGUACAUGACUGAUGGAAUGCUUCUAAGGGAGUUCCUUGGUGAACCAGAUUUGGCUAGCUAUAGUGUUGUCAUGGUUGAUGAGGCUCAUGAGCGUACCCUCUCCACUGAUAUUUUAUUUGAAAAAUUUAGUGACUACUUCGAUUCAGCUCCUAUUUUCAAGAUACCUGGGAGGCGAUACCCGGUUGAAAUUCAUUAUACAAAAGCCCCAGAGGCUGAUUACAUAGAUGCAGCAAUUGUCACUGUUUUACAGAUACAUGUGACACAACCCCCUGGAGAUAUCCUGGUGUUUCUCACAGAGCUUCAAGCUAAGAUAUUUGAGCCAACCCCCGAGGGUGCCUGUAAGGUGGUUCUAGCCACUAAUAUAGCAGAGACUUCAUUAACCAUUGAUGGUAUAAAAUAUGUUAUUGAUCCAGGCUUUUCAAACCAGAGGGCAGGAAGAUCUGGACGCACUGGACCCGGGAAAUGCUUCCGUCUAUACACGAGUUAUAACUACAUGCACGACCUAGAAGAUAAUACUGUUCCAGAGAUCCAACGAACCAAUCUUGCGAAUGUUGUGCUUACAAUGAAGAGUCUUGGUAUUCAUGACUUGGUAAACCUUGACUUCAUGGAUCCACCUCCAUCACUCCAUCAGAAGCUCUAUUAA